Molecule: messenger RNA, 2361 nt
Organism: Penicillium mononematosum
Lineage: Eukaryota; Fungi; Ascomycota; Eurotiomycetes; Eurotiales; Aspergillaceae
Exons: 1
Coding region: 1-2361 (786 amino acids)
Source: RefSeq, a predicted model, not a curated record
AUGUGGACAUCUCGUGUUGCGUGUAAAAAUGCUAAAAACGAUGCCAGCGCUCUCAACACGCUCGGCGAUGAACCAGAAGAGCCUCCAAAAGUUAUCGUCACUGAAUCAGUGCUCACAGCACUGCGACGCUGUACCUGCCACCUGAUCACUAUCAUGGUCACCAUCACAAUCAUAACCUUGAACCUGAAAGGCGUUUACUUGGGAGCCGAUCUAAUGUCGCCAGUGAGGUCUGAGACCAUCAACCUCAUGUUCCUCCAGUUGGCUGCGAAAGCCCACGAGAUCAUGAUCGUGAAUAGUCUCGGCCUUAUUGUUCUACACUUCGUCCGAUCCGAGCUGCUUUUUGGGGAUGGACUGCCUCUCGGCCUGGUAGGCUCCGGCUUGAGCUUCAAUAACUUCGAGUACUUCUUUAAGAAAGAAUUUUAUGUCUCAUUAAAAUACAUUGGCGAUCAUGGCAAUAAAGCUAGGAGGGUCAUGUUUGUCACGGUCGUCAUUGCGGCUGGGCUCACGGCUGCACUGGCUGGACCCGCAAGUGCGGUGCUCCUCGUGCCCGAAUCUCAGGACUGGGCCGCUGGGGGCACUCGCUUUUAUUUGAAUGGAUCGGACACCGACUUCUGGCCAGCCGACUUGUCGGGAAACUUGUCGGAGCUUCGGUCAUUUUGCAACGGCAACGACUCGACUCAUCUGGGAAUCUGUCCUGCAGGUGGGUUUCACUCCCUAUGGAAGCAUUGGGGAACUGUCAAUUCCACGGACCUUUGCGCGCAAGAUGUUCGCUCUUAUGUGAAAGAUCUCUCUGGCUCGAACUUCUACUGGCCGGUAUCCAGCGCUUCGUCUCAAGUCCCACCUCUCUAUGCGUUAGGAAACAGCAAAAAGGGCGACAGUGAUGCAACAACGCUCAUUCAACCACAUGCAGCAGCUGUGAUAAUUCUGCAAAAGCUCGCAACCGAUUGGUGGAAGGCUUUGGUAUCACAACGAGGCAUGUCUCCAGAUCAAGUUGAUGACCGGAUUAUUUCUGCCAAUGUCAGGAGUGGGAUUACCGUCGUACGCUGCGAAAGCCCGCAGGAGCUGUUGCACUCAGACAACACCGUGAACUUCCCAUCUAUCGAUGGUCGAUUCCACUUCGCCCAAAGCUUACCACUUGCCGUACACACUCUCAACGAUACAGCCGUCGAUGACUUGCGGUUCCAGUGGGUUCAUCUGCCGGCUCAAUUUGGCGCAGCUAGCAUUGGAGGUGUGUUUGAGACACCGUGGGAAUCCAACAGCGCCUCCAGAGUUGUGGUCAGCUGUACGGUCCAAGCUGGAUGGGUCCCGACGACGGUGUUCACUGACAAAUACAAUUUCUGGACAGGAUGGUACCCCUGGAACAUUCAGUAUGGCGAUCGCACGCCUGCAUGGUCCGCCACGUCACAAGCCGCUAUUAAUGGUCGAAUAUCUCUUGGGGAUGACUGGCUGAAUCUCCUGACGCCUUCGACAGCCUCUCUUGAUGUCGGCUCCUGGCGACCAUCCACGAUUGAGAGUAUUCUCCUGAAUGCUGGCCUAGGCUCCUCUCCUAAUGGAAUUACCGCAGACUGGAUUUACCAGCGGUCUGGACGUCAAGACAAGGUUGCUCUCGUUGAAGCCAUUAUUUGCAGCGUGAUUGUGGACGGUCUCAGCCGUACCGGAAGUUAUCGAGCUUUCAAUACUUCAGGACCAAUCUCUCAGUGGCCGCUAGCAAAUUACAACCUUUUGCCUGACUUUGAGAAACGAAUCCUAAGAAACAAACUUGCCAUGGAAAUUCCCGCCGUCAACACCGAGAAUCUCACAACAAUUGAGGCGAGCAUGCAAAUAAGCGGUUUCUCAUUUAAAGGCUCUCUGGCAGCAUAUCUUGCCAUGACAGUCCUCCUCACUCACCUCCUUAUGGCUACCGUCCAUGUUAUAUACGUGAUUCGUAAUAGCCGCACAUCACGCAGCUGGGGCUCGGUUGCCGAACUCAUCGCUCUUUCGCAUACCUCCCAGCCAGCAUUUGAUGUCUUGACCAACACCAGCGGCGGGAUUGAGAGCCGCAAAACCUUCUUGCAAAUGGCAAAGAUUAGAGUGAGGAACACUCCCAACUUGCCAAACCAUGCAUAUCAUGCACAUCAUGAGCAUGUUGAAUUGUUGUUUGAGAGCUCUGCCUUUCCUAAUAACCAACGGAAUGCCUCUGUGCAUGAGCUGGACGAGCUACACAAUGAAUUGUCGCGUCAUGCUGCGACGUGGCCUCUGAAUAUAGCGGAAAUCCCAACAUAUACCGGUUUGGAUCCUUGCAGUAUGUCGACUUCUGUAAAGAGGCUUGCUGACAACGAGGAAGCAACGGACAUCGUUCGGCCCAGCCGGCAAUAUGGCUGA